GGUCCGCUCGGCAUUUCCGGGAAUCCUUCCCCUUCACCCCCGCUGGCGGCUGUGGGAGUCACCGGGGUCCGGAGCGGCAGGAAGGAGAGCGGAGCCGAGCGUGAGGGGGUGAGGGGAGGAGGCGGGGAGGCCCCGGCUCCCGGCUCCCGGCUCCCGGCUCCAGCAGGGCCUGUCCCCAGCGCCUGGCCUCCAGGCCCGGGUUGCCGGGCUGCAGAUUCCCCUGGCCCUGUUCCUACGUGCUCCAGUCGUCACAAUGGGAACAGGAGGAGGCCAUUCAGCCCCUCAAAGCUGCUGCCCCACCUGGGACCACCUCACUCCACCUUUAUCUCUCAAUACCUUUGGGGUUAACAAAAAACAAUCUCAGAUCUAAGACUGAUCCAGCCUUAGUUGCCAUUGUGGAAGAAAGCUCCAAUCUUUUACCAUCCCUUAUGUGUAGAAGUGUUUCCUAAUGUCACUCCUGAAAGAUCUGACUCUAAUUUUUACACUCUGACCCCAUAGGCUGAGACCCCCAACCAGUGAAAAUUGUUUCUUCCAAUGAAUUGGCUAACCUAAUAUCCUGAGAAUUUGGAUCUUCUAAAUUCCAGGGCAUACAACACCAGUUUGUGUAAUCUCUCCUCAAUUUAACCCAGAGAGUCCACGUAUCACCUGGAAAAACUCAGCAGGUCUGGCAGCUGAAUUUUUCCAGGUAAUUCUGUUUUUGUUUUGGAUUUCCAGCAUCCGCAGUUUUUUUGUUUUUAUCUCUGAGUCCAUGUAUCAUCCUGGCAAAUCAACAUUGCACUUCCUCCAAGGCUGAGUCAUCCUUCCAAAGCUGCCUAGAACUGCUCCAGUGUGGUCUGACCAGGGCUUUGUAUAACUAAUGUUUUCAUGACUUGUCCAGCUGUCCUGUGCUCUGCAAUGCAGCGUCAUAGAGUUCUGUUCAAAAAGUGGUUGCUUCUCUAUGGCAGAAAAUCCAGGGCAUCUUCAGCUCAUCUCCCUCUGCCACCCACUAUCAGCAAACACAAUGGCCAGCUGCAGGCAAGGAGGAGGCAAUUCCACUGGACCACUAGAUCCAGGAGUCAAGAUGCGGAGUUCACGCAUGUGCGAUACAAUGUCCAACGGUUAGGGUUUGCUGCUGUCACGACAGAAGACAUGAUGUUCUUUGAUAGUCUGCUGCCUGGUCGUGUGGUGACUGAUCCCGAUAUUCUGGAAGCAAGCAAUGUAGACUGGCUGCAGACAUUGCGAGGCUGCAGCCAGGUGUUACUGCGACCUCAGACAACAGAAGAGGUUUCUCAGAUUCUCAGAUACUGUAAUGAUCGGAAUCUGGCUGUGAAUCCUCAGGGGGGCAACACUGGAUUGGUGGGAGGGAGUGUACCAGUGUUCGAUGAGAUAAUUGUUUCCACUGCUCAGAUGGACAACAUCAUCAGUUUCAACACUAACUCUGGAGUGCUUAGCUGCCAGGCUGGCUGCAUUUUGGAAAACUUGAACAAUUACCUUGAGGAACGAGAUUUUAUCAUGCCCCUUGACCUGGGGUCGAAAGGUAGUUGUCAUAUUGGCGGGAAUGUGGCAACCAAUGCUGGUGGACUGAGACUGCUGAGGUAUGGUUCUCUGCGUGGGACAGUACUGGGACUGGAAGUGGUACUUGCAAAUGGAAUGGUUUUGAACUGUCUAUCAUCACUUCGCAAAGACAACACAGGCUAUGACCUCAAGCAACUUUUUAUCGGAGCUGAAGGGACGCUUGGAAUCAUCACUACAGUGUCUAUUCUGUGUCCAAGGAAAUCAGCUGCUGUUAAUGUAGCGUUUCUAGGUUGUGACAGCUUUGAGAAGAUCUUGGAUAUAUUCAAGGAAUCCAAAAGCAUGUUGGGUGAAAUUCUCUCUGCGUUUGAAUUCCUGGAUUACAGUUGCAGAGAGGUUGUCUGCGAGCACCUGAAACUGAGAAACCCAUUGCAAGAGGCACCAUUUUACAUCUUGAUAGAAACAUCAGGAUCCAACAGUGAUCAUGAUCAGGAGAAACUCAGUCAUUUCCUGGAGAAGGUCAUGGCUUGUGGUCUGGUGACUGAUGGAACUAUGGCUACUGAGGAAAAUAAGAUCAAGGCAGUCUGGGCUCUGCGGGAACGCAUCACUGAAGCACUGGUCCGUGAUGGCUUUGUGUACAAAUAUGACAUCUCGUUACCACUGGAGAGAAUCUAUGAGAUUGUCAUUGACAUGAAGAACAGACUGGGGAUGAGGGCCAAACGUGUUGUUGGCUAUGGGCACCUUGGCGAUGGUAACUUACAUUUGAACAUCGUGUCUGAAACGUACGAUCAGCAGGUGCUGGACUCGAUUGAGCCAUACUUGUACGAAUGGGUUGCGCAGCACUCUGGAAGUAUCAGUGCUGAGCACGGGUUGGGUUUUAAGAAGAAGGAUUUCAUUUAUUUCAGUAAGCCAAGAGCGGCUGUGCAGAUCAUGCAGCAGAUGAAAGUGAUUCUGGAUCCAAAGGGAAUUUUAAAUCCCUAUAAAACCCUGCCAUCCUUGAGUCAGUGAAAUGGCAAUGAGACCAGAGGUUUCACUGGGAGUCCUGACUGUAAGUUUUGGCUUUUAACUUUUGCUAAUUUUAUGCUCAUCAAGGUGGAGAACAUCAGUGCUGAGGAAAAGCACUCUUUCCUUUAACACAGCCAAUAUCAGCAUUGAGCGAUUCCAGAUCUACGUGGCAUUUCUGUUUGUUGAGAGAAAAAAAGCACUUGCAUUUUUAAAGCAUCUUUCAUCACCUCAGGAUGUCCCAAAGCACUUCGCAGUUUAUCAAUUACUGUUGAACUGUUGUAACGCAGGAAACAAAACAGUUAAAUCUGCACAGCAAGAUCCCACAAAUAGCAGUCUGAUAAUGACCAGAUAACCUAUUUCAGAUGUAGGUUUAUGGAUAAAUAUUAGCCAAGAUUCUAGGCCGAAGUUCCUUGCCUUUCCGUGAAAAAAUGCGGUGGGAUCUCUUAAGCUCACCUCAGAAAGCAGGUGGGGCUUCAGUUUAUCAAAAGCCACCACCUCCGACACUGCAGCACUCCCUCAGUGCUCCACUUCAGCAUCAGCCUGGACUAUGGCCUCAGAUCUCUGAAGUGAGAUUUGAACCUCAACUUUCUGACUCUGAGGCAAGAGUGCUACUCACUGAGGCCAACAACUAGUCACCCCGCCACCUGUUUUAUAUCCUGUGGCCUCUUGCGUAAGAUGACCAGGAACUGCUCAACUGGCACUCUAUCUGCUGCGGGGCCAAGUCCACUACAAACUGGAUUCAUUCUCCCCAGAUUCAUAUAGAAUUCCCACAGCCAACAGGCUGGAGAACUUCACCUCUGUGGUCUGAGUAGGAUUCGAACCAAAGGUCCUGGAGCUUUAACAUACUGUGCAGACAAUUGUGCAGAAAGUAGUUGAAUGUCUGAAUGGAACAGUAUCCAAGUGAUGUCCUUACAUUUCAAACCAUUUCCUCCCCAGACCUGGCUGUUAAAACUUGAGAAUAUCAUUAUUGAACAAGAUAGGAAGAUUGUGCAGAAGUAAAGUCUGUUUUAUGUGGCUUUUAUUUGUUGUAUUGUGUGAGAAUCGGCAGAGAGAUAAAAAGAAAGACUGGUCACUGGAAAUCCUAAACUGAAACUCUGACAGACACCCAACUGAAAUAUUAACCUGGUAGUCACUCUGCAGUCUUUACUGGCCCUUGCUGAUUUUCCAGCAGUUUCUAUUUUUAUGAGUGACCUGCAAGGGUGUCAGUUGAUGUGUAACUUGGUGCGCCAGUAAGGGACUGAUGAUCAAAGCAAAUCUAACUUCAAUUUAGACAGAAGUGAGCCACAGUUUUGAGAAUUACCUCUGACAGUGCAGAGUAUUGCUGAGGGGAAAGUGUGGAUUUGGAAAUUGGGCAUCCAUCUUGCAGCUGCUGCACUUCACAAAAAGGAUUUACAGCUUGGAACUGUGCUGAUGUCCUGUACUUACCUGGGGACCUGCAGAUAUGACUAGUCUGUGAACAUUACUGCAGCUGGCCUCAUCUCAGGGUCCUCUUCAGUGUCAACACACAGCAUUGUAAAAGUUCAAACUUAUGCCCAUGGCUCUGCUGCCCUAGGCUCCCUCCUUCGACCUCUGCUGCCCUGGGCUCUCCCCAUAAAUCUCUCCAUUCCGGACUAACCUUGUUGCUGGCAGCCUUCUUCUGAUGAAGGCAUUCUCGCCUGCUGGUCAGCUGCUUCUUUCUACAGGUAAUAGCCAAACAUCUAACCAGUGGCAUUCAAAACAGCCCGGGAGUUAAAAUCUGCUGGGACUCCAACUUGUUUCCAUGUAGGGUUAUUGUCAGCUCCUGUCAGGAGUUAAAAUCAACGCUCAUAAGGCAAUAAAUCAGUGCAAUGGCUUUGAAAGGGGUUGAGGCAGUAGAGGGGCAUUGAAAGAGAAAUAACCUCUAUACUGUCGGUAGGCCAGAUUGUGGAAUGUAUUCACCUUUCAACAUUAAGUACAAGUCUUUCAAGUGGGCUGCUGUUGGUAUGGUCUUAAAUUUUGUAAUAAUGUACACACUGAUUGUACCAAAUUACUUUAAUCAUACACCAUGUUUUGUAUGUUUUAACCUACUGUGCAAUAAAGCAUCUUACCAAUCGAGCUAA
Messenger RNA from Carcharodon carcharias (great white shark), 4574 nucleotides. RefSeq names its product D-2-hydroxyglutarate dehydrogenase (gene d2hgdh). The coding region runs from base 865 to 2499 and encodes 544 amino acids. NCBI's taxonomy places the organism in Eukaryota, Metazoa, Chordata, Chondrichthyes, Lamniformes, Lamnidae. The record is from RefSeq and is a predicted model, not a curated record. The transcript is spliced from 10 exons. Gene Ontology annotation, molecular function: catalytic activity; FAD binding. Gene Ontology annotation, cellular component: mitochondrion.